Messenger RNA from Osmia bicornis bicornis, 7072 nucleotides. RefSeq names its product general transcription factor 3C polypeptide 1. Gene Ontology annotation, molecular function: DNA binding. The record is from RefSeq and is a predicted model, not a curated record. The coding region runs from base 148 to 6879 and encodes 2243 amino acids. Gene Ontology annotation, cellular component: transcription factor TFIIIC complex. The transcript has 9 exons. NCBI's taxonomy places the organism in Eukaryota, Metazoa, Arthropoda, Insecta, Hymenoptera, Megachilidae. Gene Ontology annotation, biological process: 5S class rRNA transcription by RNA polymerase III; transcription initiation at RNA polymerase III promoter.
AGAUACUUGCAUGCACCCGAUGCACACAUGAUAUAACCGCAAUAUGAACUUUGAAAUUGCAAUUUUUUAUCUAAAAACGUGGAAAUAAAUAAGAAAUGUAGAGCAUCUUUUAUCUCAUAUAUACAUUGUAUUAAUACAUAAUUAAAUAUGGUAUCAUAUCCAUCAAUCAAUCUAGUAGAUUCAAUAAUUGACGAAGUUUCAUUAGAAGGUUUGGAUGGUAUUACCAUAGAAGCAUUAUGGUUACGUUUAGCACACAGGCUUCACAAUCCUUUGCCAUUUUCAAAACCAUUCAUGAUUCAAAUAUGGUCAAUAUGUGUACAAAUAAGAGAAUUUGCAUUUUAUGAACUGGAAACUGCAAGGGAACCACUUGUAAUUUUUGAUCGUUAUCAAUUUGUAGAUCCUGAUUUAGGUAUUAUAUUAGAACCAGAUGAUGUACCCUCAGAUAUUUAUCCACAUUGUCCCAUACAUGAUAUUGUUAAUGAUAUUAAAGGAUCUUGCUCAACUUAUUAUACCCGGAAACAGAUCACAGACUUAGUAAGAAGUCUCAGUUUAGACAAGGCUAUAGAAAAAUAUGGACAAAAAUUGGUUAUUGUUGCAUUGCAGUCUGCCAGAAACCAUGCAUUAAUGGGAGAUGAGGUAUCUCCGAUACUUGAGUUGAAUGUGGUACAGUAUUGUUUUUUAGAAAGAGUAGGACGAUCAAGAUAUCAUGGGGAAGUUACUCAAGGAAAACUUAGUCUUAAUGCUCUAAAAGAAGAUCCUAAGAGUCUAUUUUAUCACAGAAAAUAUUUAUUACGUCAUAAAUUAAUAACAAAGCAAAUACAUCAUCAGAAAAGUGGCGGUCAUUGUUUUAGUGGAAGUCUUUUACACCUUCCAAGGUUUUUUGUUGAAAGAAAACCAAAGAUAAUCUUCUUGGCUGAGGAAGUUAUCAAAAUUCUUAAAUCAAAACCUGAUUAUAUUGCAGAGUAUGACGAGAUAAAACGUAAAUUGCGGAUCGAAAAUGCGAUAAAGAAGUUGUUUAAAACUUCGUUCUUUCAAAAAGUUGUUAAAACAGACAUGAGAGUACCGUACAGAACUUUGUACCCGAAUGCGCAGCCUACAGAAUGGCAAUUGAAAAAUACUCCGACAAAAGAAAAGAAGAUUAAAGUGGUACAGCUGUUAACUCCGAAUGUUGAUAUUUCUGAAGCAUGGAAUAAAGAUGAAAUACAAGAAGACGAUGAACCACAAGAAUUAAAUAUUUCAAAUCACAAGUAUAGCGUACCUUACUUAAAACAAGCAAAUAAGAUAGUUGAAGCUAAUGGAAACGACGGAGUAUGUCAAGGAAGUUUGUCUAAAAUAAUGGGUUUGACCAAAUUGCAGUCACGAACGAUUUUACGAAAUUUAGUUAAAACAAAUAUUGUUGCUACUUAUAUGAGUGACUUUGGAAGGCAGAGGGUUACGAAAUACGUGUCAAAAAGGUAUGAGAAGGGUAGUAACUUGAGUAAACAGUUUAAGAAGGAAAUGCAUAAAAUCAAAGAAUUUACAAAACAAAUUGCAAGUGAAACUGAUGAUUUAGAAAGAAGUAAAAUGGCUGCAGAAGUGAUCACAGCAGUAGAAAAGGAUACUACGGUCAGUCCUUUAAAGGAGGAAAUAAAAGACAUUAAAUAUAGUACAAUUUGCAAAGAUACUGAUACAAAUUGUACUGUUAGUACAGAAGAAAAGUCAAAUGUAGCUACAGUAGAAUUACAAAAAGUAUUUUAUGUUGUCAAUAGAAUAUUAUACAAAUAUCGUCUAAUAAAACGUCCAAAUAGAUACAAACAAACAAGUAGACCUAAUAAAAUUGAAACGAAAGAAAAAGAUAUAAAUUCUGAUAAUGCAACGUCGCAAACUAAUGAAAUAUCGGAUGAUCAAAAGGUAGCAAAUGUUUAUAAAAAUAUAAAAGUUGAUCUGACAGUUUUGCCGGUUAAAAGUGCUAAUAAAUCAGAAAACGAAGUAUACGGGUUUAUGGAAAAUGUACAAAAUAGUGAAAGGAAAAGUACGACGAAUAUUACGUACAGAUUAUUAAAAAGGGCUAAUCUGAUUAUAGAAUCAGUUAAACAACAUCAGGUCAUUGAUGACAUGGCGAAGUUAAUAAAAAUGAUACACGAAGAAGAGGAUAAGGAAGGGUAUGAUGUGAAAAUUGAUAAGAAAUCUUUGGUGAGAUUGUUACAGAAACUUGCAAAGGACAAUUUAAUAAAACAUAUUAAAAUAGUACUAAGUGGAAAUGGAAGAGAGAAAACUUUAACGUUUAUAUGUGAUCCAAAUAUUGAUGUAAAUAGUGCUGUUAUUCAAUCAGCUGUGGAACAAGCAAAAUUAAAAUUUUAUUUAUUAGGCUGCGAGAAAUCUAAAUCAUCCAUUAAAAGAAAUAUAGAAAAAUCAGAGGCUACUAAAGAUGCUGAUACUGACGAUGCAACAGAUAAAUCUGAAAAUAAUAAAUCUUCAUUUAAACAACCUACAUUAUUACCAACAUCGUGUAAAUAUGCUUCUAGAGUAUCAAGAAAAUACGGGUAUAGCCCUAAAUUUCUUCGUAUGCAAGCAUUACACAUAUUUUUAUUCUAUUUAGUUUAUGAACAUCGUGGUGCACCUGUACUUUCGCGAGCCGAGCAGCUACAACUUUUACGAAAUAAUGAUAUUGAUAUUGCAGAAGAAUUAAUAGAAGAAUUUAGUACUAUUUAUACUAAAGAUGUUAGUUGGAAAAUGUUUGUACCACCUUUACCAAAAUAUACAGGUUGGCCUUUAGGGUGGGCAUUAAUGUGUGAUAUCCUUCUACGACUACCCCUCUCAAUAUUCGUAAAAAUUCAUUAUAUCUCAUACACCGUGCCAGACAUAGAGAAAUAUUUAAAUCAUCCUGUGCGCAAACAUUAUUUAGUCAGAGAUCUACCGACUGAUCUUCGGAGUUCUUUAUUACACGCAAGAAAAUAUAUAUUUAACAUUCAUGAAACAGUGACGAGAUUAUGUUACAUUGGGUUAGUACAAUUUGGGCCCCAAAAAUUGAAGGAGAAGGAUCAGGUAUUCAUUUACGUGAAUCGUCGAACAGAAUUAAUGGACACAACAUCGUCUGCGCCUAAUUACCACGUGAUUCAAGAUAAACCUUAUCCCAUCACCAAGUAUCACUUCAUUGAGAUUCAAGCAGUUGACAAGUAUUGGUACGACAUGUGGAAUAUAUGCAUCAACACACCACUGGGUGGUCGACUGGUUGUCGAAGGGAAAGACAUAGUGCUAGAGGAUUUAAAUAAGAAAAGCGACAUGGUCCAAUCAAUUGUAGCUCGUUCCCCAGAAGAAGCUGUGAAACUGGAUGUUGGUAAAGUACCUGGUGACCGUAAAGGUGCUGCAGGAAUAGAUUCAGCGUGUUUCGCUCAUCUUAAACGUAAUUGGAAUUGGGGUAUCAGUACCACUACUCCCCAAACGAAAAAGAAACAAAAUGAAAUGUGUGAAAGGGACAAGUAUCUCUCUAAAAUAAAAGUGAAACCCAUCAAGUUCACCGAGUUUGUCGGUUUGAAAACAGUAUGCGGUCCUCCUUCUGUCGACGUGACAGAACUUCGAAAAAAGGUGCAAACUAAAUUGGACGAAUGUUUGUUUCAUCAGAAGAAGUACGAGGCAUUGCCUUAUAAACGAAACGCCAAGCAAAAAUCCUACGUUAGGAGGGUACUGCCUCGGAAAUGUCCCAGUAAAAGGCGAACGAAGUACGACGAAACUGAUUACCGUGCCUUGCAACGAAUGCAUAAAUUACGAGUAGAUUGGGACCCACACGAAGAUAAGAUUCUACUUGUUUGUAAGAUCGUUAUGGUGUAUCUUUGUUCAAACCCCCGCAAACAAGUGGUACCAUUUUCUAUAGUAAGAGAUGUGUUACGAUCAUAUUCCUUCGCUUCUCACAAUAAAACAUCAAGAGCUUGUCAACGAAGACUUUUGUACAUACUCAGACAGCAACGCAACGUUGAUGCAGUUUCUUUAGGGGUUGAGGAACUGAAACAAAAUUUCUUCAUCAAGAAACGUUUUGAUGGUAUAGUAGAGAAGCUCAAGAAGGAACAUAAAACCACUGUCGAAUACGAAAAACAAGUUGAAGAUGCGUUUAAAUAUCUUACUGCUUACACUGCAAAGAAGUAUUAUGAUAUCUCUGUUGGAUCUAAAGAACCCAUUCCUGUACCACGUACAGUACAGGAAUUUAAUUUGUUGUACAAAGUAGUGCACCCUGCUAAACAGUUUAGUAACAGAGGAUUCACUAAAGAUGUGAGAAACAUCAAUGAUAUACAUUUUGUGGUAAUCAACUCUGUUAUUCAUAGUUCUAUGUGCUGCGGAAAGGAUAGAAGAUCCUGGGCAUAUCAGUUGUUUAAAAUAUAUCAACAGUACCCUGAGAUGCUUUUGAGAAAUGCCAUGUCAAAAAUUAGAAGCGAUCAGAUGGUAUCGAUCAGAAAAAAUCAUUUGACUGCUUUAAGAAAAUUUGGUAAUUACAUGCCAAUGAGUAGUUCUCAGUACCAAUUAAGUAGCACUUACAUGUACACACUUCAAACUAAAUGGCCGUACAAUUUAUUCAAAGAAUCUUAUGAUGUUUUUCUUAAGCUCAGCAGUCACUAUUGUGAAAAUCAGAUGGAUGAAUCGAGUACCUUUAAUGGUAUCGAAGUGUUACCAGUUACUGGUGGUGUAGUAGGAGCGAUACACGACUAUGUCAUACAGAAUCAAAUGGACUUUGAUAUUGAAAUACCUGAUCAAGUUAUAAUGCUUGAUCCAAGAUUACAAGAAAAGGAUGAGACUUAUUUUAGGAUAGCUCAAAGGUAUCAGGAUGUAUUUUCUAGCUUAGAUAGUUUGAAAUUUAUAAAGGAAUCUUCUUUACAUAAUAUUAGUACCAAUGGGCAACGUAAUGAUCACGAUAAAGAUAUGCGUAAUGAUGAUGAGAAAUUAGACGGAGAUGGCUUUUCAGAUUUCGGUACAGAGAAGAAUACGCUUUCGCAAGAAGAUGAAGGGAAGAAGAAGAACGUCGAAGACGCGAAACAUUUUAUGAAUAUAGAUUUUAAUUUUGAUAGCGAUGAAGAGAAUGGUCGCAAUAUCGAUGAUGAAUCUAAUGUAAUUAAAUUUCAAGAUGGAACGAAAAUUGUGUUAAACGAAGGCGACUUAGAACGUGAUGAUGAUUCAUCAGCGAUGGACAUUUCUAACGAUUCUAUAAUGGACGAUCAAAUAAAAAGUCAAAGUUCAGAAUCUGAAAAUGUGAGUCAAAUGCAGGGUGGUAAUUUUAAGCCAUUAUUAAAAUGUACAAAUAGUGAUCAAGAGGAGGUAAUUAUAAAAAAGAGACUAAGAGAUAAUAGUGAAUUUGAUGUGGAUGAACUUGCUCAAAAAAGAACAAAAUUAGAUAUUGAAAAAGAAAAGAAAGAUGAAGAGAAACUGCAAGGCAAUAAUGAAAUUGAACUAACUGAUAAAAACUUAAAUAUUAAUGAUUCAGAACCUAAUAGUAAAGAAUGUACAUCAAACGAGGAAUGUGAAAGUUCUCCACGAUCAAAGAAGAACUCUUAUACCCGCGUUAAUGAUAUUUUAAAGAAUAUACCCCUUGAGCGAAAUUAUUUAAAAACGUGUCACAAGGUUGACGAUUCAGCUGAUAUAGAUAAACGUUAUACUCGCAUAGCUUUAUUGAGAAUGAGAGAAGAAUUGAGUGAACUGACAGCGGCCGACAGUCAUCACGCGCACGAAUAUUUUGUUGUAAAUAUGUUCAAAGUUCUGUAUUCCUUGUAUACAUCGAACACGCAAAAAGAAAUUGAAGUAUUUAAGGGUAUUUCGAUACCUAAAGAAUUAUUACCUUUAAAAUUAAAUCCUAUAAAUGAUAUAAUACAAGAAAUAAGUAAGUUUGCUGUUUUUCCUAAAGACGGUAUCUCUUAUUAUGAUUUCAAGAAAAAAUUGUCCAAAAACUCUUCAUUGAACUUGGAUGAUAUUGAGAUGGUUUAUAAGUUUGUACGUGAUAAGAAGGAAAUUGGAGCUAGUAUCAAAGAAUUGAUAGAUAAAUUUGAAAGUUCUUUGGGAGAAGAUUUACGUCGUAUCACCGUACUUCUUACAGAGCAUCGUUUAUUUUUACGAGCCGGUGUAACGACUGUUAGAUUCGUUCAUCAUCGUCAUGCGGAUGCAUGGUUGAUACAUUCGUAUAAAAUAUACCGCCUUGAGAAAGAGUCUCUCAUGCCGAUACCUAAGGGAACGGUGUAUAUACCAGAAUCGAAGGAAAUGGUAAACGAAAGUACCGAUAUAAAUAUGGCGGGGAAACACGAUAAAAAUUCUACUUUACCAUCGGAAGAUAAAUUAUUAAAAAAUGAAGAGGAUACUAAAUCAGACUUACAGAAUCGGAAGAAUGAAGAGUUCGACAAGGACGUAGGUGGCCGUAGUGAUGAAGAUUGCACUGUCCAAGUGAAAAAACGAAUGCAGAGGAAAAGGACUCGGUUACUACCUCAGAAGGAUAUAUCCAGAGCUGUAAAGCAAUUAGACUUAAAUACAAAACAAGAAGUGAAGGUAGUAAUGAAACCGUGGAUUCGAAUAGACGGAGUUUUAAAUCGUAGAGUGCUCGAUCGUAUGUUGGGCUCGGUUUUGUCUUAUUGUUUAACACAUCCAGGUAUCGCAUUACCUAAAUUGCAAAACAGAUUUGUUCCUGUUUUGCAACCAUGUCAUACGAGGGAACUAGUCGAGAUACUAAUCAAGGUGGGAUGUGUGGAAAAGAUUGUCUUGAAGAAACCAUGUGUAACAUUAUUCUCAAAACCCUCACAACUUAAGCCAAAAAUCACUACUGAUGAUUGGUCUGCUGAAGAAGACAUCUUUUUUGAACCUACAAGUGGUGCUAUAUUAAAAUUUGGUAUAUUUUUAAGUACUAAAAUGUAUAAUACAGAUUUCAUUAGCUAAUUUUACAAAUAAUGAUUAAAAUUAUGUAAGACGAAUCUAAGAAAAUAAUGCAUAAAAAAAUACAAUUAGAUUUAUUUAUUGAAAUUGUAUCAAAAGUAUAGAUUUAAAGUUGCAUUCAUUUUAUUUCUAUAUAUAUUUUUUUAAACAAUGAAUUCCUACAUUCGAACAAUUUAUAUAUUAUUUAAUUUGUAAU